CAAACAAACUAUUUUCUUGAUCACCCAAAACCAAACCUAAAUAUUUUGUUCAAAAAAAAAAAAAAAAAGAAAGAAUGAAAAAAGAAAAAAACCUAAAUAUAUUAAUAAUGUCAAAUAUUCAAGUCUUAGCUUCAUCUCAAUUAAGUGACAAAAUUAUUGCUCGUCCAACAACAAAUUUUCACCCUUCUAUUUGGGGCGAUCGAUUCCUCCAUUACAAUGUUUCAGAACAAGACUUGGUUUGCAAACAAGAAAGAAUUGAAGAAUUAAUACAAGUUGUAAAGAAAGAGAUAUUAUCUUCAAAUCAUGAUCAAUUGAAGUUGAUUGACAAUCUCCAACGUUUGGGAUUAUCACAUCAUUUUGAAAGUAAAAUCGAGAAAUUAUUGGAACAAUUAAGUAUCGGCACUCAUCAUCAAAAUCAUCAUGAUCUACAUGAUGCUUCUCUUUGCUUUAGAUUAUUAAGACAACAUGGAUUUAAUGUUUCAUCAAGUAUAUUUGAAAAAUUCAAAGACGAGAAAGGUAACUUUAAAGGAAGCCUAAUAACUGAUGUUCCAGGUUUGCUUAGCUUGUAUGAGGCUUCGCACUUGAGUUAUGUUGGAGAAAGCAUACUAGAUGAAGCACUUGCUUUCACAACCACUCACCUUAAGGCUAUUGUGGCAAAUAGUAAAGAUCAUCCAUUAUCACAUCAAAUAUCCAUAGCCUUGCAUAGGCCUCUAAGAAAGACCAUAGAGAGGCUUCAUGCUAGGUUUUACAUCUCAAUCUAUGAAAAGGAUGCCUCUCAUAACAAAGUAUUGCUAGAGCUUGCAAAGUUAGAUUUCAAUCUACUUCAAUGUUUCCACAAAAAGGAACUUAGUGAAAUUAUGAGGUGGUGGAAAGAGCAUGAGUUUGCAAAGAAAUUUCCUUUUGCAAGAGAUAGGAUGGUGGAACAGUAUUUUUGGAUAUUGGGUGUAUAUUAUGAACCCAAAUACUCUCGAGCAAGAAAACUUCUAACCAAAGUCAUUGCAUUAGCCUCAAUCACUGAUGAUAUUUAUGAUGCAUAUGGUACUAUUGAUGAGCUUGAGCUUCUUACAAAAGCAAUGCAAAGGUGGGACAUAACUUGUAUGGAUAAACUUGAGCCAGAAUAUUUAAAGACAUAUUAUAAGGCAAUGUUGGAUUCUUAUGAAGAAUUUGAAAAGGAGCUUAAAAAGGAAGAAUUAUACAAACUUGAGUAUGCAAAAGAAGAGAUGAAAAGAAUUAUUGGAGCUUAUUUUGAAGAAGCUCGAUGGUUGAGUGAAGGAUAUUUGCCAAGGUUGGAUGAGCAUUUGAGAGUUUCAUAUGUUUCUUGUGGUUACGUUUUGUUGAUAGCCACAAGUUAUGUAGGAAUGCAUGAUAUUGUAACACAUGAAACUCUAAAUUGGCUCUCCAAAGACCCUAAAAUUGUUUCAGCUUCCACUCUCCUUGCUAGGUUCAUGGAUGAUAUUGGUUCUCGCAAGUUUGAGCAAAAGAGAAAUCACAUACCAUCUACAGUGGAUUGUUACAUGAAACAAUAUGGGGUAUCAGAGGAAGAGGCAAUUAAAGAACUUAAUAAAAGAGUGGACACCCACUGGAAAGAAAUUAAUGAAGACUUUAUUAGGCCAACUGUUGUGCCUUUUCCUAUCUUAGUUCGUGUUCUUAAUUUUACAAAAACAGUAGAUCUUCUUUACAAAGAGGGCGAUGAUCAAUACACAAAUGUUGGAAAAGUGCUCAAAGAAAGCAUUGCUGCUUUGCUUAUAGAUUCAAUCCCAUUAUAAAUUAAAAACCAUUAUAUAAUACUUAACUAAAUUACUUAAUCUGUCCAUUAUAUUGUGACAACUGAAUACUAUUAUGUUUUUUAAUGAAUCAGUACUUUUAUGGUUUAAUAAACUUGUAUCUUCUCUUUACUAUUGAUAAAAUUAGUUAAUUAUUACAA
This is a messenger RNA of Cannabis sativa, 1924 nucleotides long. Its product is annotated as alpha-humulene synthase. The coding region runs from base 75 to 1766 and encodes 563 amino acids. The transcript has 7 exons. Gene Ontology annotation, molecular function: terpene synthase activity; magnesium ion binding. The record is from RefSeq and is a predicted model, not a curated record. Gene Ontology annotation, biological process: diterpenoid biosynthetic process. NCBI's taxonomy places the organism in Eukaryota, Viridiplantae, Streptophyta, Magnoliopsida, Rosales, Cannabaceae.